Molecule: messenger RNA, 1028 nt
Organism: Trifolium pratense (red clover)
Lineage: Eukaryota; Viridiplantae; Streptophyta; Magnoliopsida; Fabales; Fabaceae
Product: heavy metal-associated isoprenylated plant protein 30-like
Exons: 3
Coding region: 371-916 (181 amino acids)
Molecular function (GO): metal ion binding
Source: RefSeq, a predicted model, not a curated record
UAGCAUUGAUCCAAACUCAUUUUUCAAUUUUUAAUCUCAUCCAUAUCCCACAAGACUUGUUUUAUUCCCAUUUCCUCAAUCGUUCUAGAUACCAUUCCUGUCUGAGAGGUUGUAACAUCACUUUGUUUAGUUGAGUGAAAUGUUUCAUAUAAAUAUCUACUAUAUAUGUAUUAAAAGAAUAUGAUGCUUUUUAAUAAUUUAAUUUUGUACUAUAUAUUUUAAGUAAGCAUAUGCCAAUUAAUGGUAUAUAUAAGUCUAUAGAUUGAUAUGAAAAUAUUAUUAUCAUUCUUGAGAUACAAAUCGCAAAAGGGAAUAUAUUCUAUUUCUGAUUUCUUCCUUAGUUGUUCUUCCUUCCUUGUUUACAUUAAUCAUGGCUUCUUUAUUAUAUAGAACUUUUGGCUAUGAAAUUUCUUCCUUUAUAAACCGUUGGUUUAUUCAACCAACUCAUAAUAAUAAUAAUAAUCACAAAACCAAUAAGAAGUUCAACAUGCCAAAGGGUCGACCAAUUUCCUUGCAGACUGUUGAGUUGAAAGUAAGGAUGUGCUGUACAGGUUGUGAAAGAGUUGUUAAAAACGCCGUUUACAAGCUCAAAGGCAUAGAUUCAGUGAAAGUGGACUUAGAGAUGGAGAGAGUAACAGUUACAGGAUAUGUGGAAAGAAACAAAGUGCUUAAAGCAAUUAGAAGAGCAGGAAAAAGAGCUGAAUUUUGGCCAUACCCAAAUCCACCAUUAUACUUCACAUCAGCUAGCAAUUAUUUCAAAGAUACAACAAAUGAGUUCAAAGAAAGUUACAAUUACUAUAGACAUGGUUAUAAUCUCCCAGAUAGACAUGGGACCAUUCAUGUGUCUCAACGUGGUGAUGACCAAGUUAGUAACAUGUUUAAUGAUGAUAAUGUUCAUGCAUGUUCUGUUAUGUAAAUGUAAAUAAAGUUAAUAAAACUAAUUUCCUCUGUUUUUAUGUGUGUACGUUUGUUGCUAGCUAGUGCCUAGUUGUUAAAACUUUCAACAUAAUAUGUAAAUAUGGAGUGAA